GGGUCGGCCGGGGGUGGUUGCCCACGCUUGGCCACUCUGCGCUUUCCCCAGCUGCACAUUGUCCACAUGAAUGUCAAGUACAGGACAUUGGCAGAGGCCAAGGGACAUCCCAAGGGACUGGCUGUCCUCGGCUUCUUCAUCCAGGUCUCCGAAACUCCUAACGCCAACUACAACACCAUCGUGGCGGGGCUGAGGAACAUCUCCCACGCUGGGGACUCCGUGGAUUUGGCCUCCCCCUUCCGCCUGAGCACCCUGCUGCCACGCACCGGCCGGCUCUCUGGGUACUACCGCUACCAGGGCUCCCUCACCACCCCUGACUGCAGCGAGGUUGUUGUCUGGACCAUCUUCGAGGAGCCGGUGGAGAUCGGCCAGGAGCAGCUGCGGGCGUUCGUCAGCACCCUCCACUUCCCAGCUGCCGGCCCCACACUCCUAAAAAUGACCAACAACUUCCGCCCGCCGCAGCCCCUCCACAGCCGGAAGGUCUUCGCUUCCAGGGCAGCCACGGCCAGCGGCGGGUCCCCGCGUGGGGGUCACUACCAGCCCCAGCUCCUCUCCCCCCUGCUCCUGCUGGCCCUGCUCACCCCUUCCUCACCAACCCCCUAG
This is a messenger RNA of Antrostomus carolinensis (chuck-will's-widow), 603 nucleotides long. Its product is annotated as carbonic anhydrase 15-like. The record is from RefSeq and is a predicted model, not a curated record. The transcript is spliced from 4 exons. Gene Ontology annotation, cellular component: plasma membrane. Gene Ontology annotation, molecular function: carbonate dehydratase activity; zinc ion binding. The annotation marks the transcript as partial. NCBI's taxonomy places the organism in Eukaryota, Metazoa, Chordata, Aves, Caprimulgiformes, Caprimulgidae.